AUGGCCAAACCGACCACCGCGAUAGCACCUCGUGACGAGUCAAACACAGCAGCGCCCUCGCGCCCAGAUCCACCCCAUCCAAUAUCUACAAAGGGCACUUCUUCCUCAAAGCCCAACAGUGGCCACCCCGUCUCUGCUGCUGCUGCGCAAUUCCACAGGUUCCGCUUAACAGAGUUCAACCGCGCCGAAAACCCUUCACCUGCAGCGUCUCCGUCAUCUGCGUCUGCCCCUGCUGGACAGUGUUCGAGGUUUCGCGUUACUGACUUUGUGCCCUCUCCUUGGUCUGAUACGCCCACGCCCACUACACCCGCAGCGAUGUCUCCAGUGAUGAUGAAUGGGGGACGUUCAGCGAAUUUGAAUGGCGCUGGUGUUGUGAAUGUUGGUGCUGGCGCUGGUGGUGGGUCAUCGCCAUCGGGUAAUGCAAGGCAGGGGAGUUUCUCGGUGAUGCAUAUGGACGUGGAGGGGUCGGGUCCGCAGCAAACUAGUACUAUGGUCGCAGCCGCUGCAGGCUCAGGCAGAGGUGUUUUGCAGAAGGUUGCUGUUGCCUCGCCGCAGCAACAGCAGCAACAGCAGCUUCUUAUGAUGUCGAAACCAGGAACUGGCAUGCAGCAGCGCCCACUGGCCCCGUCACCAAUGACUGCAGCCACCAGUACUGCUGGAGGGGCUGUCAAGCCCUUCGACCCAGCAACGGUUCCUCAAGAAGCUGUAUGGGAGCUUUCCAGGGUCCUCGGCAUAUUCCGCCAACACUCACCCGACAGCAUAGUAAAGACAAUUACGGAUGCGCUGAUGCAAUGGCCCUCCCUUGCAGAAGGCAGUCUCCUGCGGCGGAUUGGGGAGGUAUUCCCGCCGCCACCAGCGCCAGCUCCUACCAGUCAGAAUGGAAACGCUGCCCAGGAGCCGCCGAAGAAGAAGCGCGGGAGGCCGCCGGGAAAGAAGGCGAAGAUGAAUGAUGGCACAUCAGCCCCUGUACCUAUAGCGGCGAGCCCCGUGGGGCUACAGCAGCAAACUAUGGCACCGCCCCCCUUGCCAUUUGCGCAACAACAGCAACUUCAGCAACAGCAGUCCCUAAUACCGCCCGCACCAAUACCAGCACCCGUGAUACUAGGUCCCACCCGAGGAAAAAAUGCGGCUGAUAAACUCGUGCAAUGCACGCGAUGCCUGAAGGACUUCAAUCCCACCUGGCGCGCAACUCCAGCAUCCGAUCCCUCAUCAGAGGCGACCUGCGCAGUCAAGCACCAAUUCAAGACCUUUGAACAAGGGCUUGAAGCUGUGACUCUUCCACGACGCAAAAACAAUUACAAGACAACCUGGAAAUGGAAGUGCUGUGGCCGUGAAGUACAGAGCACAUCAGAUCAAUUACUGAUGUGGCCUCGGAAAGAAGAUGAUCGAACUGGUGGAUGGUGUUUUGUGGGAAAACAUACCACCGAACCCGGUGUCCGGGAGAAACUGGGUCUCAAGCCAGGCAAAGGGAAGAAGAUUAGUGAGGAGAUUGGGAAGAAGCGAAAGAAGACUUCUGACGCCAAAGAAGCAGAAGUGGCAAAGAGCAGUGACAGUGAUAGCUGGGUCCUACCGGAAACUGCGCUUGGGGGUUAUGACCUCGCCCAGCCUUCUCCACCUGCUCCGUCGACAUACCCACAAACCGAGUCCACAUCGCAAUCCGAUGAACCGCCUAAACGGAAGCGUGGUCGUCCUAAGGGUAGUAAAACUCGCAGUAAGGUUAUGCAAAUGAGUCAGCCAGCUCUCAAAGACCAACAACAACCCGUGAUUCAGCAAAGCACAGGGCCUGAGCAACAACUCAUGAAUGAGCAUGCACAGAGCACCCAUGAUCCUACAGGGCUAGGCGUUGACCAGAGCUCGUUCUGGACGCAGUACACCGAGCCUAAUCUUAUAGAUGAUGAUGGCGAGGGAGAAGACGAUGAUGAAGAAGUAGAGGAAGCUGAUAACAGCAGCGAAGACCCCGCCAUCUCAACGGCAGACCUAUCGCUUCUUGCGUCCGCUACCGCGGCCAUGACCGCUGCUGUUCAAGACGCGCCAAUAGAGAAGAGGAAGCGGGGCAGGCCCAAGGGUAGUAGGAACGGGAAAAUGGCAGUGGUAGAUACCACGCAGAAGGCACUACGCAUGAAGCCCAGUACCGAGAAAGUAGUAAAUAAAAUACCGCCCCCGCCACCUCCGCAGCUACAGCCGGUACCGGAUCCAGCAGUGACCGGUACAGACGAAGGGGCACCGUUUGUGGGCAUGGCAGGUAUGGGUGCGAUGGACGGGUAUGGCGGCCUGGGAAGUGGUGAUGGUGGUGGAUGGUUUGGCUAA
Messenger RNA from Morchella sextelata, 2307 nucleotides. RefSeq lists its product as uncharacterized. The record is from RefSeq and is a predicted model, not a curated record. Gene Ontology annotation, molecular function: DNA binding. The coding region runs from base 1 to 2307 and encodes 768 amino acids. NCBI's taxonomy places the organism in Eukaryota, Fungi, Ascomycota, Pezizomycetes, Pezizales, Morchellaceae. The transcript is spliced from 2 exons.